GUAACGACACCAUAAACCAGGGCCACACAUCGCUAUGUAACCAGUUUAAGAUGGAGGAGACAAACUGGUUUACCUGCACUGUACUGAACUGGAGGAGGGGCCUGUUCACACAGGAAGAAUAACACAGGUGGAGAAGUCGUCCUGAAGCUGGUUGUGUGAUAAGAAGCUUCUCUGGAGGUGAAGUGAAGUGUUGUCAGAGCUGCUGAUGUCCUGAAGGACUUAAAGUCUCUCUUAGUCUGACAGGAAGAUGAAGAUGUUGCUGGUGAUGGUCCUCCUCCUGCACGUUUCCCAGCAUGCCCUGGCUGGGGUGGUGGAGGUGAAUGAGGGGGCGGAGUCGGUCCUUCUGCCCUGUGAGUACGAUGGUAUUCUACCUGAAGAAAACCUCAGAGUUGUGUGGACUCGCAGCGAUCUCAGUCCCAGAUUUGUCCACCAGAGAGGAGAAGAAGGUGAUCUGGAAGAACAGAACCAGCGUUACAGAGGACGGACAUCAAUGAAACCUGAUGCUUUAGACUCUUUAGACUUCAGUCUCACUCUGAGAAAACCACAUCUGUCUGACAGCAGCAACUACACCUGCUCCAUCACUGAUGGAGUAGAUGUACGGAAAGUAACGGAUGUUGAGCUGAAGGUGAAAGACCAUCAGGAGGAGGUGAAGGUGACUGAGGGGGCGGAGUCUGUCAUCCUGCCCUGCAGAACCACACCUGACCUGCCCAAAGACGUCACUGUGGAGUGGACUCGCUCUGAUCCAGAUUUUAUGAUGGUUCAUGUCUAUCCAAACACAAGUAAAGAUUUUAUGAAACAGAGCAAGUUUUACAGAGACCGUACAGAGAUGUACGAAGACCUGCUGAGAUCUGGAGACGUCAGUCUGACCCUGAAACACCCCACAGACAGAGACACGGGAAGCUACGUCUGCACCGUCUACAGAGACAAAGACAUCCUGAGACAGAAAGUAGUUCUGAUACACGUCAAAGGACCAUUUCCAUCCUGGGCCACAGCUGUUCUGGUUCUCCUGGCUCUGGUUCUUAUCGUCUCUGCUGGUGUUUUAUAUCAUUUUAGAUUCUAUUUCAUGUCAGAAGCUGAGACAGAAAUGUGAAGAGAAAGUUCAGGU
Melanotaenia boesemani (Boeseman's rainbowfish) is the source of this 1105-nucleotide messenger RNA. Its product is annotated as butyrophilin-like protein 1. Gene Ontology annotation, cellular component: external side of plasma membrane. Gene Ontology annotation, biological process: positive regulation of T cell proliferation; immune response; cell surface receptor signaling pathway. The record is from RefSeq and is a predicted model, not a curated record. The transcript is spliced from 6 exons. NCBI's taxonomy places the organism in Eukaryota, Metazoa, Chordata, Actinopteri, Atheriniformes, Melanotaeniidae. Bases 248 to 1090 code for a protein of 280 amino acids.